This is a messenger RNA of Botrytis cinerea B05.10, 4379 nucleotides long. RefSeq lists its product as hypothetical. The coding region runs from base 765 to 4004 and encodes 1079 amino acids. The record is from RefSeq and is a predicted model, not a curated record. NCBI's taxonomy places the organism in Eukaryota, Fungi, Ascomycota, Leotiomycetes, Helotiales, Sclerotiniaceae. The transcript has 4 exons. Gene Ontology annotation, molecular function: protein binding; RNA binding.
GGUGAAUGUACGAAUUGAGUUUUCGUUGAGAUUCUCUUCAACUUUCGAACUUGAGGAAGGGAGCAUUACACAAUUCUGCUCCUACAAUAGCUGAGAACGAUAGCAACGAAAAGAAGCAUUUACUAUUGAGCUAACCUGAUAUCGUCGGAUUGUAUUUACACAAAUCACAACGCGCUUUUGACUCUUUAUCGUUUGCCUGGCGGUUCUGCCAAACUUGCAUCAAAGAGAAAGUGGGGUAAUGAAAUAUCAACAUGAUGGUCCUGCAUCCCUCACCAAUCGUUCUUGCCGGGGCUGUGAGCUGCAGCUACGUUGCCCUCCAAGGUUAUCUCCAAACUCUUUCUUUCUUGCUUUCUUACUUCUCAACCUUCUUUUCCUAUCAACCAUGCGAAUAUUUCAUCAUUUUAUAUUUCAACAUCUCCGACUUAUCUGAAAUAUCAUAUAUUUCAUCUUUUGGAUUUUGAUGAAAUCCCAAGCGUUUCUCUGUUGCCCUCUGUUCUAAUUGCAAGCUCGACGAGCACAAACAACAAGCGAACCCCUCACUUAUUUUGGAACUCCUCUUGCUACUUAUCUCGCCAACAUAACAAGAAAACAUAACUGCCAUUAACCCAUUCUUCUUAAAAACAAUCUUUGCCGCGACGCAACUGAACAUCCAUAUCGGCUGUCACUAUUGCUCACUGUCGGCCGUUUGUCUAGCUUCUUAAUUCAGCUUCCAAAAGAUUUACUCAGCGCUCUUUCCCUUUGAGAGAACCCUCUUGAGCCAUACCAUGUCUUUUGACCCGGCUGCACGUGGACGUGGCCGCGGUGGUCGCGGCGGCGGAGAUCGUGGUGGACGAGGUGGAAGUAGUGAGCGUGGUGGACGAGGAGGUGGUGAUCGUGGUGGACGAGGUGGAAGUGGUGAUCGUGGUGGACGAGGUGGAAGUGGUGAUCGUGGUGGACGAGGCGGUGGAGAGCAUGGUGGACGAGGAGGUGGGGAUCGUGGUGGUUACGGAGGUGGUGGACGAGGAGGCGGGGAUCGUGGUGGUUACGGAGGUGGCGGUCGAGGAGGCGGGGAUCGUGGAAAUCGUGGUACUUAUGGUAGCCGUGGUGGAGGCCGUGGUGGAGGUCGGGGUGGCCCAGUGUCCAUUUUCAAAGACCCUAAUUAUCCAGCAGAAGCACCUGAUGCAAGAGUCGCGAAAAUGGAAGAUGAGUACCACAAGAGCUCAUCCGGGAUCAAUGCCUUGGAUAAGAUGUCGCUCAACCAAAAAUUUCCUUCUCGCCCAGGAUACGGCGAUAAUGGUCGAAAAGUUCAGCUGUAUGCUAAUUAUUUCGCAUUAAACACAAGCCCCAGUUUUGCCUUGGGUCGUUACCCGGUCACUAUAUCCCCGAGCAUGGACGACAAAAAGAAGAAACGGGAGCAGCUUUUCAGGCUCAUCCUCGAGUUACCGGAAUUUGCAAACAUUCCGCUAACCACAGAUUAUGCUUCUAUGAUCAUUACACCGAAUAAAUUGCCUUUCAAAGAGGAGCGUGUUUUCAGCAUUCCUUGGCGAAACGAAGGGGAAGACGAUCCACAUGAAAAUGCCCAAAUUUACAAGGUCCGGAUCGGCUCUCCAACUUCUUACACUAUCCCCGACCUCGUUCAAAGUCUCGGCAAUAGAUCUGCAGCCACUGUAUCCGAAGUUCAAAGAGAGGAAGCGAUUCAGGCCAUGAAUACGGUGAUGGGAUUCUUCGCCAAGAGCGAGAAAGGAACUGUUUCUAUUGCAAACAAUAGACACUUCUCCACAGCUCAAAGAGGAAACGAGCAUAAUUUCACGACCCUAAAUUAUGGAUUAGAGGCUAUACGCGGCUUCUAUCAGAGUGUUAGACCAGCUACUGGUCGACUUUUAUUGAACGUAAACGUCACUCACUCCGUUUUCCUCGAGCGUGGCCCAUUGAACGUUUUCUUUCAAAGACUUGGCAAUGCCCAUAGUGUUGUUGAUAAGAUAAAGGGAAAGCGGGUCGAAGUCACUCAUUUGCCUGCAAAAAAGUCCAAGGCUGGUAUCACCAUUCCCCGAGAAAAGACCAUUUGGGAUUUGGCUCGCCCAAGUGAUGGUAGAACCGAAGAACAUCCUCCUCAGGUUGCUAGAUAUGCCGCUGGGCCAAAAGAUGUCAAAUUUUGGAUUUCUGCUGAAAAAUCAUCAACGAAAGACAAAGCUCCGCCAAAAUCUGGGCCGAAGAAGGGCUCUUCCAAGCCAGCCUCAACACUCGACAAGUACAUUACUGUUUAUGAUUAUUUCAAAUCCAAAUAUCCGAACGUUGUUUUGGAUCCGAAAUUUCCUGUGGUGAAUGUUGGCAACAACCUCAACCCGUCUUACCUACCGGUGGAGGCUUGUAUCAUAAAGCCAGGUCAGAUUGUGAAAAAGGCAUUACUUGGAGAUCAAACUCGUAUGAUGUUGGAUUUCGCAAACAGAAGACCAGAGCCCAACGCAAUGUCUAUUGUCACUUCCGGUAAACAAGUCUUGGGCUUGAAUACUAAAGACAAUCCUCUUCUCUCCAAAUUUGGUGUUCAAGUUGGUAACAGCCUUAUAACCGUUCAAGGUCGUGUGUUACCACCACCCGCAAUCAAUUACAAGGACAGGAGACUUGCCCCAAUGAAAACUACACCCAGAGAUGGUUCUUGGAAUAUGAGGGACACUCGUUUCCAUACUUGUGGAGAUCUAGGCAGCUGGACUUACAUGGUGGUUGAAUCCGAUAAACGUGGUGCUAGAUGGAAUCACGACGAUGCGGCUAGGACAGUCGAGCAAUUCAGGAUCCACCUUCAGGGUGCAGGGAUUGGAGUCAAAGGUUGGAUAGGUAAAGCCGCGCCUACUCCUAAGCAUAAAGAUGGCAACGAAGCAGCUACAUCUGCUGCUAUUGGAAACGUGUUCCGAAUGAUGUCUACAGCUCCAGGUAUAAAGAAACCCAACUUUCUUUUAUGCAUCCUUCCAGUGGAUGAUGUAAUGCUUUACAACACGAUAAAGAGGUUCGGAGAUACCAAAGCCGGUAUACAUACAGUUUGCGUACAAUACUCCAAGUUUACAAAGGGAGAUCCGCAAUACUUCGGCAAUGUUGCAUUAAAAUUCAAUCUCAAGGCUGGUGGUAUUAACCAGACAAUCGAUAAGCUUGGGAUUAUCAACGAAGGCAAGACAAUGGUUGUCGGGAUUGAUGUAACACAUCCAUCCCCUGGAUCAAAAGACACAGCACCCAGCGUUGCUGCCAUGGUAACAAGCACCGAUAAGCUCUUAGGUCAAUGGUCCGGUGUCUGUCGCUUACAAGACAAAGCUCGUCAAGAGAUGGUAUCAGAUCUCGAACCUAUGCUCAUUAGGCAAUUGGACAUCUGGCAGAGAAAGAACAGAAUCUUACCCGACAAUAUUUUGAUCUAUAGAGAUGGUGUAUCGGAGGGGCAAUACAACCUAUCGCUCGAAGAAGAAUUGCCAAAAAUCAGAAAUGCUUGUCGUCAGAAGUAUCCCGCAGAUUAUACAAAGAGAAGUCUGCCAAGAAUCUCAAUUAUUGUUUGCGGCAAGCGUCAUCACACGCGAUUCUAUCCAAAGGAUACUGACAGUGCAGACUCCAAGUCGAACUGUCCAGCCGGAACUGUGGUCGAUCGUGGUGUUACCGAAUCUCGCAACUGGGACUUCUUUCUUCAACCACACCAAAGUUUAAUGGGAACGGCCAGGCCGUGCCAUUAUUUUGUCAUUUUAGACGAAAUCUUCAGGUCGCAGAAAGUCAAGGCUCCCCAUACGACUUCAGCCGACUCUCUUGAAGAAUUGACUCAUAACAUGUGCCACUUAUUCGGGCGAGCUACAAAGGCUGUAAGUCUAUGUCCGCCUGCAUAUUACGCAGACUUACUGUGCACUCGCAUGAGAGCAUAUCUUGCAGACCAGUAUGAUCCUCCAACUGGCCAGACUACACCAGAACCUGGACUUCAGACAACACCGUCUAUCAAUGCAAUAGGUCAAGGCAGAAUUGAUAUUCAUCAAGAUAUUACAGACUCGAUGUUUUGGAUCUAAACAUUUUGAUGUGUUACUGGGCAGAUCACUUACCUGUUUCAUGGACGAUCUGGUCGUAUCCUUGGAUUUCUAGAUAACUCUCUAUUCCGAGAGCCUCGGUGUGUAGGCAAGCAGAUGCCAAUUUUCAACAUCUUCAUUUGUCCAGGCAUUUUUCAACCAUGCCGAUUGUUCGUUGGGAGCGAAAGACACGUUUCUUUUUCCGUUUACUAUUCACUCAUUUGAUAACUACAGCAAUUCCUACAUUUCUGUAGAUCGCAGCAACUUUUUCGGUUUGCGUUUCCAAUUUUGGUGCGCAAUAACUUCAGCUUUAAAAACAAAUAGUAUUGAAAUACGAAUACAGACCUUUUUCAUACUGCAAAUCAGUCUAUCGUGACA